Molecule: messenger RNA, 1530 nt
Organism: Colletotrichum siamense
Lineage: Eukaryota; Fungi; Ascomycota; Sordariomycetes; Glomerellales; Glomerellaceae
Product: putative transporter
Exons: 4
Coding region: 1-1530 (509 amino acids)
Biological process (GO): transmembrane transport
Cellular component (GO): membrane
Molecular function (GO): transmembrane transporter activity
Source: RefSeq, a predicted model, not a curated record
AUGGCAGGCUUGACAGAACAUUACCAAAAGCGCGAUGUGGAGGUGAACGAGAGUUCGGAUGAGAAACCCCACGAGUCCCAGGUCGAGAAGGCGCGCGCCCUCGCAGAUCUGCCCGAUCCCGAUGACGGCAAGACGCCGGAAGAGCGGGCCGCCAUUGACAAGGCGUUAAUGUGGAAAGUCGAUCUCUGGCUCGUCCCAUGGCUCUCCCUUCUCUACCUUCUUUCCUUCCUCGACCGAACCAACAUCGGAAAUGCCCGUCUCGCCGGCAUGGAAGCUGAUCUAGGAAUGGCACCCAGCGACUACAACCUCGCCCUCACCGUCUUCUUCAUCAGCUAUGCCGUCUUCGAGCCCGCCACCAACGCCCUCCUCAAGCGUCUCACCCCGCGCAUCUUCUUUACUGGUAUCAUCGUCGUCUGGGGCAUCAUCAUGACCCUCAUGGGUCUCUGCCACAACACCGCAGGCCUCCUCGCCGCCCGCUGGUUCCUCGGUAUUGCUGAAGCUGGUCUUUUCCCUGGUGUCAACUACUACCUCUCCUGCUGGUACAAGGGCUCAGAGAUCGGCGUACGCUCCGCCGUCUUCUUCUCCGCCGCCGCCCUGGCAGGCUCCUUCGGCGGCCUCCUCGCCGCCGCCAUCGCCAAGAUGGACGGCAUCGGCAACAAGCCCGGCUGGGCCUGGAUCUUCAUCAUCGAGGGUCUCGCCACCGUCUUCGUGGGUGUCUUCUGCUGGUGGAUGGUCUUCGACUGGCCCGAGAACGCCCGCUUCCUCACCCCCGAUGAGCGCAUCCGCGUCCAGCGCCGCCUACUCGCCGACAAGCAGGGCCGCACCGCCGAGGACUUUGACAAGCGCCAUAUGUACGCCGGCCUCAAGGACUGGAAGACCUACGGCUACAUGGUCAUCUACAUGGGCUGCCUUGUCCCGCUGUACGCCUUCUCGCUCUUCCUGCCCACGAUUCUUACCGGUAUGGGCCACGUCGGCACCAAGGCUCAGCUUCUCUCCGUGCCGCCGUAUGCCGUUGCUGCCGCGCUGACUGUCACUGUCGGUAUCAUUGCCGACAAGACGCGGUACAGAGGGUACUGCAACAUAGCGACCGUGACCAUCGGUAUUGUCGGCUUCGUGAUGCUCAUCUCGACGCAGAACCCGCAGGUCCAAUACGCCGGAACGUUCCUGGGCGCAGCAGGAAUCUACCCAACCAUCUCCAACACACUAUCUUGGGUCAUCAAUAACACUGAGGGAUCUCUCAAGCGCGCCUUCGUGCUGGGUAUGGUCGUCGGCUGGGGCAACCUCAACGGCGUCGUCUCCUCCAACAUUUACCUCAAGCGCGAGUCCCCCCGCUUCUACACCGGUCACAGCGUCGUUCUUGGAUAUCAGGUCCUCUUCCUGCUCGGCGGCUCCGUCUUCAUGCACUUUGCCCUGCGUCGGGAGAACUCCUCGCGCAGAGCAGGCAAGAUGGAUGCUAAGUGGGCGUCGAUGUCGGAUGAGGACAAGUGGGUUGCCGGCGACAAGCGACCUGAUUUCAUUUACACGCUCUAA